AGGAUUUUGAUGUUAUAUGCAGCGAUUUAUUUUUUCCAAAUUGAGACCCAAGUGUGUGUGUGUUUUAUAUACACAUGUAGUUUGUGCAAGGUGUUAUGAUUAUAGUUUUGUCUUGGUACGUAUAAAUUGUAACCAAAAGGGGCAUAAUAAUAUAUUGAUUGGCAAAAGUCUGCUGGUGUCACCGUAGUAACCAGACGAAUGUUAGCGAGAACGCGGUGUGGCAUGAGUUUAAAUCAUGGAAGAGGCCAAUGCAGACGUUAACAUGGCACAGGUCAGAGACUUGCAAGCAUCGCUUUUCCCUAUUUGUACAAAAGGGACAUUCUUAAAUAAUUUAUUGAAUCGUACACUAAGGAAUGAUCAAGUUGAUAAUGUAAACGCAGAUAGUGACACUUCGCAGAUAGAUUCCAAGUUACGAGACGUUAAAGAAGUUUUUCCGUUGAUGAAAGAAGUAGAUUGCCCUUAUCAAGCAGCUAGAUGGCCAAUGGAGUGCCAAGUUUUAGACGAUCCAGUUACUCAUAUUUAUCCAACGUCUACAUCUUAUUCAGAAAAAGAGCCCCUAUAUAAGUUUACGGGUAAAGAAAUACAGCCAAAACAAGUAGGCGAAGAUUCAGGAGAAGUAAUCUUUAAAUACUAUCCUGUCAGCAGUGUAAAUUAUUUUUGUCGAUCAGCUGUUGGUGGUAGUGCGUGUUCUGAAGCACAUUAUAGCCAAGACCCGUCAGAUUUGAUUUUUGAAUCCCGUUUUGAAUCUGGUAAUCUUGCUAAAGUGGUCAAAAUUACUAGCACAUAUUAUGAACUAUCGUUGAGAUCAGACAUGUAUACUAAUCGGCAUACGCAAUGGUUCUAUUUCAGAAUAGAAAAUACAAAAAAAAACAUCAAAUAUAGAUUUUCGAUUGUCAAUAUGUACAAGUCUGAGAGCCUUUUUACUGCUGGAAUGAAACCACUAUUGUAUUCGAUAAAAGAAAACAAUGAAAAAUGUGUGAGCUGGAGACGUUGCGGAGAAAAUAUUGCGUACUACCGAAACGACGCUCCAAACGGUGACAGCGAAGAUAACCCACGUUAUAUAUUGUCGUUUCUUUUAGAAUUUCCGCACGAUAUGGACACUGUAUAUUUAGCUUAUAAUUAUCCGUACACGUACACGAAUUUACAAGACUAUCUAAUAAAGCUCAAGGAUGAUCCUGUUAAAGCAGUGUUUACAAAGCUCAGAGUUUUAUGUCGGACAUUAGCUGGUAAUAAUGUUCAUUAUUUAACAGUUACAGAACCUUGCCAAGAAGAAGAUCCAAAACAAAAAAAAGUUAUAGUCUUAACAGCACGUGUUCAUCCAUCAGAAACUCCGUCUUCUUGGAUGAUGAAAGGAUUUAUUGAUUUUUUAACUGGCGAUUCGUUACAAGCUAUGGAAUUACGGAAUCGUUUUAUUUUCAAAUUAAUACCGAUGUUAAACCCUGAUGGUGUGAUUGUUGGUAAUAGUAGAUGUUCAUUGAAUGGACGAGACUUAAAUCGACAAUAUCGUAGUGUAAUUCGAGAUGCUCAUCCUGUUAUUUGGCAUACAAAACUAAUGCUCCGCAGAUUAAUAGAAGAACGUCAAGUGGUCAUGUUUUGUGAUUUACAUGCUCAUUCGAGGAAGUCAAACAUUUUUAUGUACGGUUGUGAAGGAAAAGGUCACGAAGGAAGAAAACUGCAGGAACAAAUAUUUCCACUUUUAUUACAUAAAAAUGCUCCAGAAAAAUUUUCAUUCGAAGAUUGCAAUUUCAACAUACAACGUUCAAAGGAAAACACAGCUCGAGUAGUCGUAUGGCUAAUGGGAGUGGAGAAUAGUUACACUAUGGAAGCUUCUUUUUGUGGUUCGUCACUCGGCUCCCGAGCAAACACUCAUCUCACUAUUAAGGACUUCGAAGAUAUUGGACAGACAUUUUGUAAAACUCUACUGGACUACUAUAAAGAUGAUCCUCGAAAUGAAAAACUAAAAUUGAAGAUAUGCAGUAGAUUAAUGGAACAAGGGUCUAAUGCAGAACAACCUAAAAAUAUAGACAUAUCUGAUUAUUCAAGCGAUGAAAGUUCAUCAAGUGUAUGUGAAGAAAUUGUUGACAAAUUAAGUUUUGAAGAAGAUGCCAGUGCUCUGACGCAAUUGUCAAUUAUUGUACCUCCAAGUACACCAAUUGUUCCAAAACGAAAAUCACAAAAAAAAAAAAAAAAAUCAAAACAUAGUAAUAUUAAAAUAAUUACGUCUUAACUGCCCU
Messenger RNA from Sipha flava (yellow sugarcane aphid), 2234 nucleotides. RefSeq names its product cytosolic carboxypeptidase Nna1-like. The coding region runs from base 236 to 2227 and encodes 663 amino acids. The record is from RefSeq and is a predicted model, not a curated record. NCBI's taxonomy places the organism in Eukaryota, Metazoa, Arthropoda, Insecta, Hemiptera, Aphididae. The transcript is spliced from 13 exons. Gene Ontology annotation, biological process: proteolysis. Gene Ontology annotation, molecular function: zinc ion binding; metallocarboxypeptidase activity.